Messenger RNA from Paramisgurnus dabryanus, 2864 nucleotides. RefSeq names its product inhibitory synaptic factor 1 (gene insyn1). Gene Ontology annotation, biological process: inhibitory postsynaptic potential. Lineage: Eukaryota; Metazoa; Chordata; Actinopteri; Cypriniformes; Cobitidae. The record is from RefSeq and is a predicted model, not a curated record. Gene Ontology annotation, cellular component: postsynaptic density.
AGCCAAAGCCUGUCCAUAAACUCCAGCCUCUUCCUCCCUCCAUCUGGCAGUGCAUGCAGAAGAGAGAGGAGGGCGAGAGAGAGAGAGAGAGAGAGGACCAGUGUGUGUGUGUGUGUGUAUCCACAGGGUUUCGAAUCACAGGCAGAUCCAGCGUCACUCUCUCAGACAGAGUCUGUCGUCACGGGCGACAGAAGGUAUCUCCUCCACAUCAGCAUCACUGUAGAGACGGAACGCGAGGCGGCAUCAGCAUCCAGUGGUCGUCGCAGCAACAAGAGCAUCCGAGGACUUCCAGGACUGUAAAAGGCAAGGCUGCCUGCUUACGCCAGGGGCUCGGAGAAGAAAACCGGGGCCAAUCGCCUCUCUUGCACCUCGUUCUGCUUCACUUUGUCACUGAAGGACAGCUGUGGGCGAGCGUGGAUGAACAGACAGGGAUAGGGAUAAAAGAGUAGAAUCAGUGGAUUUGUGUGUGGGGGAAAGUGAGGGGAAUAGAGAGAGAAGCGUUUAUAUAUGAGUGUGUGACAGUGAGUUAGUGUGUUUUUGUAUGAUGGUGAUGACAUACGGUGCUACUGAACAGACAGGAUGAUCCGAGCUCACUUGAGCCGUAAGCUCUUUUGGGAAGAGAGGAAAAGAAAACCAGCACACUGUUUCUACUACUGACAAGGGGAGAGGUGAGCGAGAGAGAUAGAGACAGAGACAGAGAGAGAGAGAGAGCACUUUGUGUUAUAAAGUCUUCUAUAUUCCCACAGAGGAUGGUGCUAUUAAAUUUGGUGUCGUGUGAAAUGUUCUAGUGCCUCAAAUUGACAGCAACGAUUUGGAGGGUCAAGUUCUGCUCUUUAAUUUUCUUCCCGGAGCAAAAGACGUGGAAUUUACCUCCUCUUGUGACUUUUGGAGAAUGCACAGCUAUUAUAAAGGGACGUGGUAGCUGCUGGAUUUCACACAUCUUCAAGGGAACUAGAUUGAGGUCAGAAAAUGGAAAGAAAUGACCAGCAGGAAACCAUCGACGAAAGGUUCAGAAAUUUAGGAUGUGCCAUUUAAGCUGACUUAAUUCCCAGGAAAGCACUGAUCACAACACUUAUUAUCCCUUUCAGAGAAGAGUAAAGUUGGAAUAUUUGGACACAUUUAGUGCUGACUUUUAAAAUUAAAAAUAUAAUAAGAAACUUUAGAAAAGAGGCACAUCUGUGUCCAUUUCUUCUGCAAAUAUUUUAUUCAAAUCCUGAAAGUAAUGCAAUGCUGGAAGUUUUCUUUUCCCACCUGGAUUGGAUUUAAUGAGUUCAAAAUGGACCUUCUCACAGUAUAAGGAUCUGUCUCUCUAUUCCACCAUGCACAAAUGAAUACAAUCCUUUUUAUCAUGUACACAUUUCUGCUUCAUAGACAACAGCUUUCAGUCCCAAAUUAGGACCCUAAACACAUGGUGCUCACACGCACAAUGAAAUGAACCACAGAUCUACUGCAACCUGGAGUUUAAUGUGUGUUUCUUGGAUCUAACCGUCCUUCAAUGAAUCCAGCACCUUCCCUAUCAACCACAUCUCUCCCCGGAUCCCCGACAUGCUCGGCGGUACACAGCAAGAGGAGGCUUGACCCCAGACCCAGCGAGGUCUCUCGGCUGCCCAGGCAUUUUUAAGAUGUUGAACCCUCCCUGCGUGGCCCGAGCCCCAGAUCGGAUCAGUAGCACUGCGGCUCCCGGUGGCCCCAGACAUGGAUCGUGGCUCGGUUUGCCCCUGCCCUCAGCGCUCCGCAACUCGGCCAGUGAGCAGCCUGUGAAGGAUGUCCCAGAGCGGAGCUCCGGCCCGGGAACCCUCUGAGACCCCCAGUCAGAGAGAACAGAUCCGCAGUCACAUGAAGAUGGUGAUCGAGCAGUUGGAAGGGAUCCUCAAAGAGCUGAAAGAUGUGGCUCAUGAACUGCGGGAGGUGGUGGGUCAGAUUGACAAACUCACAUCGGAUCUUGACUUCGAUCUGGAUCCAGAUGAUUGGACGGUUGCGACAGCGAGCAGCACUUCCAGUAGCGAGCGAGGUCUGGGUGAAGCCUUCAGGUUGGACUUCCUCAGCCAGGACAUGCUCUCUGACGGCUGGGACUUCUGCAACUUUUUGGAGGUCUCUAACUCUUCAAAUCGGAAAGCACACAGGGACGAGGUGGACGAGGAGCAAGAGAGGUCGUCGUCAGGCAUGCCUACGCAUGCCACCGCCAGCGUCUACUCGCAAAUGAACGGGGGUCUUCCCAUCCCUAAUGGACCUUUAAUCAUCACCCCUGACUCCUCCAGCGAAGAAGCAUCCAGUUCAACGUACAGUCAAAAAACUUCCCGCACCUCGGGGACGAGAGAGAGGGUCCGUUUCAGUGACAAAAUCCUCUACCACGCCUUGUGCUGUGACGAUGAUGAAGAUGAGGAAGAUGACGUCAGAGAGGAAAUAGAUAAAGGGGACUGCGGGAUCCCGGACACGGACAGUGAACCCAGCCCUUUGGCUUGUUCACCCACGCCCCCUUUGUCCUCCUCUGAUCACCCGCCUGGCCUUUAUAACUGUCGGGAAACGGCAUCCGCUGGCCCCUCGCCUGUAAAGGUGGCAGUUGUGGGGUCUCACACACUACCCAGGAAAGGUCUUCUUAACCCAGGUUGCCGGAAAAAACUGCUGCGAAACAGCAGCACGCAAACAGUAUCGGAUAAAAGCACUCAGACUGUAUUGCCCUACAUCCCCGCCAAACAGAAAACCAAGGACCUCUGAGAUAUCGCCCAACUUUGCAUAUAAAAAAGAAUAAAAGAACUAAGAAAAUAUUACAAAAGAACUCUAUACUAUUUAAUAUGGAAUACAUAGAUAAUAGAUGAAAAACAAAAAAACAAUUACUAAAUAAAUUAUAUAUGGGAAAAUUUCAA